GGAUCAGUGUUUAUUUUAUCUAAUCUUUCUAGAGAUAAGUUUCGUAUAUGAAGAGUAGAGAACAUUUCAAACAACCCGCGCUGUAGCGUCAGCUGUUUCUGUACGUUCUCAACAUGGCUGCUGACGGACAAGUUCGCGGUUCCGGCGCGGUGUACAUGAUGGGCGACCACACGCUGGCCGUCCCCAUGGAGCUGUUCGCGGUAAACCGGCGCCGCCUGUGCGACCGCCUGCGGAAGAACACGAGGGUGCCCGAGGGCGCGGCCGUGGUGCUGCAGGGCGGCGACGAGAUCCCCCACUACGCCAGCGACACCGUCCAUCUCUUCCAGCAGGAGGCCUACUUCCAAUGGACGUUCGGCGUCGAGAUGCCCGGCUACUACGGCGUCGUUCAGGUGUCAUCAGGGAAGAGCAUCCUCUUCAUGCCGCGCCUCCCGGAAGAGUACUCCAUCUGGAUGGGACAUCUCUUCACUCCGGAAGAAAUCAAGGCCAAGUACGCCGUGGACGAGGUGUUCUACGUAGACGAGAUUGUGAAGGUGCUAUCGAGCAUGCAGCCUUCCGUGCUACUAACACUGAGUGGUGUGAAUUCUGACAGCGGUCUUACCAAUCGAGCUGCAAUGUUUGAUGGUAUUAGUGUGUUCAAUGUGAAUGACACUCUUCUUUACCCAGAAAUUUCUGAGUGUCGAGUGAUAAAAACACCGAUGGAGAUAGAAGUAAUUCGUUACGCCAACAAGAUUUCAUCUGAAGCUCAUAUACAAAUCAUGAAAAAGAUUCGUCCUGGUAUGUACGAAUAUCAGUGUGAAGCAAUAUUCUUGGAGUACUGUUAUUAUGUGGGUGGCUGCCGUCAUGUGGCUUACACAUGCAUCUGUGGAUCUGGAAAUAAUGGUGCUGUGUUACAUUACGGACAUGCUUCGGCACCCAAUAGCAAAAGGAUCAAUGAUGGAGAUAUGUGCUUGUUUGAUAUGGGUGGUUCCUACUGUGGCUAUGCAUCGGAUAUCACUUGCUCAUUCCCCGCUAAUGGGAAGUUCACAAGAGAUCAACGCCACAUCUAUAAUGCAGUGUUGAAAGCCAAUGAUGCUGUCAUGCAAGCUGCUAAACCUGGUGUGAGCUGGACUGAUAUGCACAGGCUGGCUAAUCGUAUUUUGCUGGAAGAAUUGCGUGACAAAGGGAUAUUAAAGGGUGAUGUUGAUGAAAUGCUCAAGGCUGGUAUUGCUGCAAUUUUCCAACCACAUGGACUGGGACAUUUCAUGGGUUUGGAUGUGCAUGAUGUGGGAGGCUAUCUGCCUGGUCACCCAGAGCGCCCAGAUGAGGCUGGAGUUAAUAAGCUGAGAACGGCCAGGAUUCUGGAGCCUGGAAUGGUCUUGACUAUUGAACCAGGAUGUUACUUUAUUGACACUUUACUUGAUCGAGCACUGUCUAACCCAGAACAAUCUAAAUUUCUUGUACGGGAAGAAAUAGAUAGACUGAGGGGCUUUGGCGGUGUACGAAUUGAGGAUGAUGUUGUCGUAACAGAGACUGGUGUCAUCAACCUCACCAAAGUUCCUCGCACGGUUAAGGAAAUUGAGGAAACUAUGGCAUCAGGUCAUAAGGAGGAAACCACUGCACCCAAAGAGGCACAUCCACACAACGUGAAGUGUCAAAAAAUACUCUGAAACAUGUAACUGUCUACAAAAAUAUUACUGUAUUUCUAAAUGAAAUUUAUUGUGUUUCUACUAUGGUGCACUGAGCACUAUUCCAUUUUUGCAGUAUCUGAUCCUCUUGAAUGGUGAUCAAUUAUCUAUGCACUGAAUUUACAAGUGCCAUAAGGUGAAUUAAUUACAAAUAUUUUAAAUAUGAUGGUGAUGAAUAUUUUUGCUAUAAAUUUAUGUAUGUAAAACUAAAAAUGUAAGAGACAAAAUAAAAAGGGUUAAUUGUUUCUCAUUUUA
This is a messenger RNA of Schistocerca serialis cubense, 1919 nucleotides long. RefSeq names its product xaa-Pro dipeptidase (gene Dip-C). The coding region runs from base 114 to 1646 and encodes 510 amino acids. Gene Ontology annotation, molecular function: metalloaminopeptidase activity; manganese ion binding. The transcript has 12 exons. The record is from RefSeq and is a predicted model, not a curated record. NCBI's taxonomy places the organism in Eukaryota, Metazoa, Arthropoda, Insecta, Orthoptera, Acrididae.